AGAAUGAAACUCCCCUUUUACCUAGUGAUUUUCAUUCUCUUUCAAUUCCUCUUUCAAUGCUCAAAUGGCUCCAAUAUUAUCCAUCAGUCUUGCAAGGAGGCCUCCAAGAAUGACCCAAAUUUGAGCUAUGAUUUCUGUGUUGCAUCCCUUGAUGAGGCUGCUUCCAAGAACAAACCACCCACUAGCCUCGAAGCUCUUGUGGGCAUGUCAAUUCAGCUAACCAAGUCAAACGGAACCAACAUCAUUUCAUUCAUUUCAAAGCUCUUGAAGAACCAAACUUUUGAUCAAUAUGCAAAGGCUUGCCUACAAGAUUGCUUUGAUCUUUACAAGGAUUCACUUUCAAGUCUAGAAGAUGCUAUGGUUGCUUUCAAGUGCAAGGAUUUGGACACAGCUGGUAUAAAAGUGAGUGCUGCCUUGGAUGACUCUGUUACCUGUGAAGAUCAGUUCAAGGAUAAGAAAGGUGAAAUAUCUCCUUUAACAAUGGAGAACCAUGUUUACUUCGAACUUAAUGUAAUAUCUCUGGCUUUCAUUCAAAUGUUUCGCCAACACUAUUGA
Molecule: messenger RNA, 555 nt
Organism: Gastrolobium bilobum
Lineage: Eukaryota; Viridiplantae; Streptophyta; Magnoliopsida; Fabales; Fabaceae
Product: putative invertase inhibitor
Exons: 1
Coding region: 4-555 (183 amino acids)
Biological process (GO): negative regulation of catalytic activity
Molecular function (GO): enzyme inhibitor activity
Source: RefSeq, a predicted model, not a curated record